Micromonas pusilla CCMP1545 is the source of this 2247-nucleotide messenger RNA. RefSeq lists its product as uncharacterized. The transcript has a single exon. Gene Ontology annotation, molecular function: GTPase activity; GTP binding; translation initiation factor activity. The record is from RefSeq and is a predicted model, not a curated record. The coding region runs from base 1 to 2247 and encodes 748 amino acids. Gene Ontology annotation, cellular component: cytoplasm. Lineage: Eukaryota; Viridiplantae; Chlorophyta; Mamiellophyceae; Mamiellales; Mamiellaceae. Gene Ontology annotation, biological process: translational initiation.
AUGAGCGGCGACUGGGGCGGCGGCGGCGGCGGCGGAAGAGGCGGAUUCGGCGGAAGAGGCGGCGGCCGCGGUCGCACGGCUGGCGCGGGUCGCUUCGGCGCCAACUCGCCCCCCGGCGGCCGCGGCGCCGCGGCGUGGAAGAACAAGCGCCAGGGCAACGGCCGCCCGCGCCGGAGCUUUUCCGACGCGUCCGCGUCCGAUCAAGUCUCGCGGAGGCGCACGGGCAAGGCUGCGCGCGCGGCGCAGAGGCGCGCGGACGCGGAGGCGAACAAGGCGACGGCGGUUGAGAUUCUGGAGAUCCCCGCCGACGGCCUCGAGAUGGAGGAUCUGUGCGAAGAGCUCGCGACGACGCAGGCGGAGUUGAUCAAGGUGCUCUUCAUGAAAGGCAUCGCGAUCCAGAUGGGGCAGGUUCUGGACCGAGAGACCGUGAUCGCGGUGUGCGAGGCGAAGGACCAGGAGUGGAUGGACGCCGGGGAGGUUGGCGUGGAGGAGCAGGCGAAGAAGCUCACGUCGUUUUACGAGGAGGAGGACGAGGACGACCUCGAGACGCGGCCGCCGGUGGUGACGAUCAUGGGCCACGUCGACCACGGGAAGACGUCGCUUCUGGAUUACAUUCGAAAGGCCAAGGUGGCCGCGGGCGAGGCUGGCGGGAUCACGCAGGCGAUCGGCGCGUACCAGGUGUCCGCGGCCAUCGGCGGCGACGACGGCGAAUCGGAGCGAAACAUCACGUUUUUGGACACGCCCGGGCACGAGGCGUUCAGCGCGAUGCGCGCGCGAGGCGCGCGCGUGACCGACGUCGCGAUCGUCGUCGUCGCCGCGGACGAUGGCGUCAGACCGCAGACGAAAGAGGCGGUGUCGCACGCGCAAGCCGCGGGCGUGCCGCUCAUCAUCGCCAUCAACAAGUGCGACAAAGAGGGCGGCAACCCCGAACGCGUCAAGGAAGAGCUCGCCGCGCUCGAGGUCGUCUGCGAGGAGUGGGGCGGCACGACGCCGAUGAUCAACGUCUCCGCGAAGACCGGGAUGGGGAUCGACCAGCUCCUGGAGACGAUCGCGCUCACCGCGGAGGUGGAGGAGCUCGUCGCCAACCCGGGUUCAAACGCGCGAGGCACAGUCGUCGAGGCGUACCUGGACAAACAGCGAGGCGCGAUGGCGACGCUGCUCGUGCAGAACGGCACGCUGCGGAUCGGCGACGCCGUGCUCGUGGGCGCGAGCUGGGGCAAGGUGCGCGCCAUCACGGACGCGUACGGCGCGAAGCUCGAGGAGGCGGGCCCGUCCACGCCCGUGCAGAUCAUGGGGCUGGGCUCCGUGCCGAUGGCUGGCGAGGAGUUCGAGGUGACGGAGACGGAGACGGAGGCUAGGGACGCCGCCGUGAAACGCAGCGAGAAGGCGCGGAUCAACGUCAUCGAGGGCAACAGCGUGUCGCUGUCUAACCUCAGCGCGGCGAAGGACGACGAGGACGGCGUGCAGACGAUCAACUUGAUCGUGAAGACGGACGUCUCGGGGUCGGUGGAGGCGGUGAAGGCGGCGCUCGGGGCGCUCCCGCGCGAUCGUGUCGUCCUUCGGUUCCUUCACGCCGCCGCCGGGGAAGUCACCGAGAGCGACAUCGACCUCGCGGCGGCGUCCGAGGGGAUCGUCCUCGCGUUUAACACGCCACUGUCGGACAAAGUGUCCGAACGCGCGAAGCAGCAGCGCGUGGAGGUGAGGGCGUACGACGUCAUCUACGGCCUCGUCGACGAGGUCCGCGCGGCGAUGGAAGGGAAACUCUCGGGCGUGCAAGACGAGGUGUUCGUCGGGCAGGCGGAGUGCAAGGCGGUGUUCGGCGGCGGGAACUCCAAGGUCGCGGGCUGCCUCGUCUUGGAAGGACAGCUCCGAAUGAAAGCCAACCUGCGCGUCACGCGCAAGGGCAAGGAGGUGUUCAGAGGCAAGGUUGGCUCCUUGCGAAGGAUCAAAGACCAGGUGAAGAAGGUCGAGAGCGGGCUGGAGUGCGGCGUCGGCGCGGACCCGGAGUGGGGCGAGUGGAAGCCCGGGGACGUGAUCGAGUGCUUCGACCUCGUCGAUCGCGUCCAGACGCUCGAGUCCGCGUCCGACGAGCUCGGGAAGAAGGUGGAGGAGAUCAAAGCCGCGGAGGAAAAAGCCAAGGCGGCGGCCGCCGCCGCCGCCGCGGCGGCGCCGGAGAAGGAGGAGGAUGCGCCCGCGCCGCCGGCGCGCGGGCGGAAUCAGAGGCAGCGCGCGGGGAGUCGACGGUGA